This is a messenger RNA of Gamsiella multidivaricata, 1284 nucleotides long. Its product is annotated as basic membrane protein-domain-containing protein. Gene Ontology annotation, cellular component: plasma membrane. The record is from RefSeq and is a predicted model, not a curated record. The transcript is spliced from 3 exons. Bases 1 to 1284 code for a protein of 427 amino acids. NCBI's taxonomy places the organism in Eukaryota, Fungi, Mortierellomycota, Mortierellomycetes, Mortierellales, Mortierellaceae.
AUGGCCAGCGUCAUGACCUGGGCCUUGCAACCCAACAGUAACGGCAUCGUCAACAUGGCACUCGUCCUCCAGGGCGGCCCUGAUGGUACGAAAGAAGGCACGAAGAACGCGCUUGCGCUCCAGGGUGCCAAGGAAGCCUGUCAGGCGAACCUGCCGUCGAAUAUGGGGUACCAGUACAAGAGCUGCAAAUUGAACGUGUUGACGCCCUCCUCCGAGACACAGGGAGCGUAUGCGGGGUUGAUCCCGUCCAAGGCCGGGGAGAACGAUUUCAUGAUGGCUCUAGGGUAUUAUCCCUCGAAGGCGAUUCAGUCGGCGGCGGAUGCGAAUGAGGGAAAGUUGUUUGCGAUCGCAGACUUUGAGUUCUUGCCUCCGGUGGGGAACAUUGCGAGCGUGAUGUAUUCGGAGGACCAGAUUGGGUAUCUGGCUGGGUUGCUCGCAGGCGAGGUCGGCAAGACGCGUGGGGGCAAGGUUGCGGUGAUUGGAGGAGUCGACCAGCCAAGUGUCCGGCGCCAGAUGAACGGAUUCGGUAACGGCGUGAAGAUCUCUUGUCCGAACUGCAAAGCCUACGGAGUCUACUCUGGCACAUUCGAAUCGGACGCGAAUCUCUCGAGCACGGUCCACCAGAUCUUCAAGGACCACGAGGUUUCUGUGGUUUUUAAUGCGGCCUCGAUCUUUGGGACCAUGACGCUCAAGAACAUGACGACGCAGGAAGGAACGUACGGGAUUGGAUCCGGGUCAGAUGAAUGGGUGACGAAUUGGGCGUAUGGAUCCGUCCCGGGGAGCGAGCACAUCCUGACGUCGAUCCAGACGGAUUAUACGGUGAUGGUGCGGUCGGUGAUGCAGUCGGUCCUGCGGGCGAAUCUGACGGGGGGUUCGACAGUGUUUUAUGGAGUGAACCCGGAUCCGGCACAGAGCGCGAUCAAGUUGGCCCCGGUGCAUGAGGCAGGUGGGGUGGUAACUAAGGAGAUGUUGGUGAGGAUGCAGGGGUAUGUCGCGGAUAUGGCGAAGGGACAGCUGAAGACGGGAGUCGAUCACAAGAGUGGAGAGAAUCGGCUGGGAGGAUCACCGACGAGCGUUGAGCUGCUGUCGCUGACGAGCACUUCGAAACCGGACAACGACAACGACUCGAAUAGCACGUCCACUGACGGCUCCCCGACCCGCAAGAGCAGCACCUCAUCCUCAACGACCCGAGAACUGACCGGCGACCUGACCAUCUGGGCUCGACUUUUGGUCGUGUUCGUUGCUGUCCAGGUCAUCGUCGUUACCCUAAUCGGCGACGUCUAA